CGAAAAUUGGAGGGAAAAUCUGGAGAGAAAAUGACGAGAAGACGCCUCAGAUUGCGGUAUUCCUCUUCCUCUGAAGAAGAUGAAGCAGAUCAACGGCGACGACCUCAACCAGAACAACGACAACAGCCCCUUGAACUCGAUGAUCAUGAUGAAGAAAUAGAAGAAGACGAUAUUGAAGUUGAAUUACAAGAUUCUACUCUCAACUUCCGAACCAUAACCCUAAACCCUCCCAAUCCUAACCCUAAUCCUAAUACCAAUCCCUCCGCGCUUGUUCAGCUCGAAGUCUCCGACGAUGACGACGUUUUUAUCGACGUUCCCGAAAACCUAUCGCCGCCGUCUCCUAAUCCACCGCCACCCCCGCCUCCGGUUGCCGAAGAGGACCGGUCCUUCCAAGCUUCUUUCACCCCCAGAACCAGUAGUAGUAAUUCUUCCCAAGCCUCUGAUUGCCCGAUCAGUGUGUAUAUUGGGAGGCUCGGCUUGAGGUUGCGGAGGGAAUGGUUGGAUUCCUGUAUUCGGGGGUUGGAGAGCUUGGUUCCGGGAUUUGGGAGCUUGGAUGUGGCUGGUAAGGCAAAGCUCUGUUUCGGCCAGUUCUUGUGCUCUGAUAUGAACUUCUCUGGUGCUGGAAGUCUGCCCGAGAAUGUGCACAGCAUGCAUCUUAUUGACCUUGCUGGCCCUUUCGUUUUGCAGGUUGAUGAAAUUGUAAAUAUCAGUUGUCCCCUGAAAGGAAGGUACCAGAAUGCUUCAGCUGGACUUAAGAGAUGCCUCAAGUUGUCCAUGACUGACGGUGUUCAACGCGUGUUUGGCAUGGAAUACCGGCCUAUCAAGGAUCUUGAUGUUCUGGCCCCUGCAGGACUGAAGGUUGCCAUUUGCAAUGUAAAUAUAAGGCGUGGGCUUCUGAUGUUGGUUCCUGAAGUUUUUGAAGUUUUAGGAGGAGCGGUUGAGGAUUUGGAAGCAGCAAGGCAGAGGCUUGUCCAUGAAGUAAAUAAGCCACCAAGGGGAAAAAGAACCAGGACAGGAGUGGUUCCUCCCUUAGCAACCAGGGCUACUCUUGGUGCAUGGCCACCUGACAAUGUCAGCACUGCAGGGCAAGAUAGUAAUCCAUUACCACAAACUACAGCUCCUCGUCAGGCAGCUGAAGAAGAUAGGACAUCUGGUAUCUCUACCAGGGAAGGGGCAAGAGAGGAGUUCUCUAUUCCCGUUAACAGGGAAAAUGCUGAACCAAAUCCAUCACCUCCUGUUCCAGAUGUUGAUGAAAUUCAUAUGGUUAAUGUGGUGGACCACCCAUUCAUUCUGAGUGGAGACAGAGAAGUCCCCUUCACUUAUUUAGCUAGUCUGUCAGCUAAAUGGGCUGCAGUGAAGGACAAAGCUCCUAGUGUUCAGGGGAAAGUUAAGUGCUUUUUGACUGGUGUAAAGGGAUUCCAGUAUAAGAACAGGACCACGUUUGACCUUUGUGUCUAUGUUGAUGAUGGUAGCCUCAUCUCUGAGAUCCUUAUAGAUCACAAUGUUGUGCAAAGAGGAAUAGGUCAUUCUCCUGAGGAGGUCACUGCUGCCCUUGCUUCUUCAGACCCUAAUAGAGUUAGGGAUAUGAAGGGGACGUUGAAACAGUUCCAGAUUUUCUUAGCGAACUUCGAGGGUACGAUGCUUGUGAAGAUUAGUGAAGCCUCUCCUCUCCCAAUUGCUAUUGAAAUGAACCAGGGCUUCCCUUCAUCUGAUGCUUGGCUACUUUUGAGAAGAAUACAGUCAGCUAAUACUGCUCAACCGCAGCAUAUUGCUGAACCACAACAGGAUCCCCACCUCGAUCCCAUUCCCAUAGACCUAUCGCCUUGACUGAUAAGAUAUCCCCCUGCUGGGGCCAGCCCAAUCCAUCGACCUAUCCUUGUCUGAGUCAGCACAUGCCAUUUGGCGGGGCUACUGAGAAUGGACAUAAACAGGACGGUCAGAUAAUUAUAUUCAUGGCUGGCUAGUUGGACGCUGUUUGAGUUGGUUGAAGAUGCGCCAACACUAGUAGAAGAUGUUGAAACUUUGGACUGCCUGAAGGCAAUGAAGUUAUUGAGCCUCAGCUUCUGUUAAAAUUUGGAAUCCUCAAUUUUGUUCAAAUGAGGUGGAAAUAGUUUACUUGCCGUGGCUAAGAAGUGAAGGGGAGUGACUGAUUAAGGAGUUCACGCAAAUUUAAACCAAGAAACUUGGCCAUAGAAUAUUAGCAGGAGGAGCCAGUAAUAUCCUUCCCUUUGCUUUAUGUACUGAAUCACCAGAUCAUACAAAUGAAAAGAAAAGGGUAAUUCCCUUUCAGGAGUUAGGAUGGAAUCUGGGUACAAGUAUUUCUUAAGCCCGGAGAGAUCCAGGAUCCACUUCCUCUGCCGAGGUCCCACGUCCGGUGAUCAAAAGCCAGCGGCUGCACCACUCCAGCAGCUCAGAGCAAAACACCUCCCAAAGGACUGCCAUUCGGGCCCAAGGCGGCACCGUAAGGUAAUUCUCUCCCCGGCAUGCACUAUUAACAAUGGCCUUUGCACAUCUUUCUGCUUUCGCCACUGGCACUAUACUCACCUCAA
Messenger RNA from Diospyros lotus (date-plum), 2549 nucleotides. RefSeq names its product recQ-mediated genome instability protein 1. Lineage: Eukaryota; Viridiplantae; Streptophyta; Magnoliopsida; Ericales; Ebenaceae. Gene Ontology annotation, cellular component: nuclear body; RecQ family helicase-topoisomerase III complex. Gene Ontology annotation, biological process: resolution of meiotic recombination intermediates; double-strand break repair via homologous recombination. Gene Ontology annotation, molecular function: nucleotide binding. The coding region runs from base 31 to 1827 and encodes 598 amino acids. The transcript is spliced from 9 exons. The record is from RefSeq and is a predicted model, not a curated record.